ACGAACUUGCUAACAAAUUAAAAGCCGUGAAGAAGAAAUCUCUUGAUUCUCCGAUCUCUGUAAUUUUCUUGAGAAUUCAGAACCUCAACAAUGGCGGUGUUCAUUAGCGUCCUCAAAUCGUUAAUUGCGGUUCUCACGGCGUCGAUGGCGAUGGUUGCGAUGUCGCCUCCGACCGGAUGCACAACCAGAGAGCUUCUCUUGCUUUCGCCAUGUUUGCCUUUCAUCUCGGCUCCACCGAACAAUCUUUCCGAUUCGGUUCCCUCGUCGUGCUGUGAGGCGUUCUCUUCUGCUUACGGUUCCGGUGGUGGAAUUUGUCUCUGUUAUUUUCUUCGUGACCCUCAGAUUUUGGGCUUCCCGUUGAAUAAUACGAAGCUGAUCGCUCUGUCUUCGAUUUGUCCUCUCAGUGAUGGAACGCAUUUGGAGAUGAAUAGUUCACUAGAUUCGCUCUGUUCUGCUUCACGAACUCUGCCUCCUCUUCAGAGCUCGAAAAUUCCAGGAAUCCAAGAGCCGGAUAGUCCUGCUGAGGAGAACACACCGCCUCCUGCGAUGGCCUCACCACCCUCUACACUUGUGUCACCGCCACCACAGCCACCGCCUGCAGAUGAAUUGCCGCCGUCUCCUUCAUCUGCUACAGCAAAAGGUUUUUCAAUGGCAAGAGAUUGUAUUGGCUUGUUCUUGACAGGUUCACUCUUCCUUCUCCACACUCAUCCAUUUUUAGAGCUUUUUUCUGAUAUUCUUUGCAUCCUUUUGUAAGUAUGGUGUAGAAAUCUGGAUCAACAGGAACUUAUGUCUAUAGAAUGUAUAAACAUGCUACAAUAAAACAAAUUAUAAAUUUUCUCCUUGUUGACUAAUAAAGAGCA
This is a messenger RNA of Cucurbita moschata (crookneck pumpkin), 860 nucleotides long. RefSeq lists its product as uncharacterized. Bases 91 to 753 code for a protein of 220 amino acids. The record is from RefSeq and is a predicted model, not a curated record. NCBI's taxonomy places the organism in Eukaryota, Viridiplantae, Streptophyta, Magnoliopsida, Cucurbitales, Cucurbitaceae. The transcript is spliced from 3 exons.